Molecule: messenger RNA, 2101 nt
Organism: Xyrauchen texanus (razorback sucker)
Lineage: Eukaryota; Metazoa; Chordata; Actinopteri; Cypriniformes; Catostomidae
Product: cell growth regulator with RING finger domain protein 1-like
Exons: 6
Coding region: 108-1118 (336 amino acids)
Biological process (GO): negative regulation of cell growth
Source: RefSeq, a predicted model, not a curated record
GGAUGCGAGAUUAAUUUUAACAGCCUCACUUUUUUUGUUUUUUUAAGUAGUUAUUUUAUCAUAUGCGCCUACAUUCGUGCGCAUUGUAUUAAUGUUACCUUUCGAGCAUGGCUGCAGAGUUUUUAGUAAUGUUGUAUGAGUAUUCUCCUCUCUUUUACAUUACUGUCAUAUCUGUAUGUUUCAUCAUCACUGUGGCUGUAGUACUGGGCUGGUUUGGAUUCGAUGUACCGGUCCUUUUGCGUAGCUCUGAUGAGACCGAGUCUUUCACACCUGUUCCUGAGAGGAAGAUGGUGCAGGUGACCAAUCCCUUCACUUUGGAUAUGGGCUCUACGGCAGGGACAGUCAUUGAUGGUGUGAACUUGCGGCCGUAUUGCCUUGAAGACUGCGUCCUCAGCUGUUUCUGGGGUUGUGGGGUUCAGGCUCUCCAGGCGACCCUUCAGAGUCACCAGCGAGGCCCCAGACUCAGCACCCCAGAGCUGUUUCAAGCUGCUAUGGAUUUCAAAUACCACCACUGCCAAAGCUUCAAAAUACAGAAAGAGGAAAGAGAGGAAUGCUUCACUCAGAUGCCUUCAGAUCUCGGGGUGAGCGAUUUUGGGUUGCUGCCCCGGGAUCGAUACCCCAUAGUGGCUGUGUUGACACUGGCCAAUCCGGAAACAAGGGACAGCUACAAUAUUGUGGCUAGUGUGACUGUGCUCCAUGUACCUGACGAUAAAUACAGACUCUCUGCGAGAACCUUGUUCCAGUAUCUUCUCACAGCACAUGGAAACCUUUAUGAUUUAAAGCCUCUUUUCAUGUCAGCUGACAACAGCAAUGUGUCUGGAACCACAGAGCCUUUAACCAGCACACAAGGGGCGGGGCCACAAACUGAGGGUCUAAAUGAAAAUAGGGAGGAGUCCGAAUCAGAAAGGGAGUGCCCAGAUACUCAAGGCAGGGACUGUGUGGUGUGUCAAAAUGCACCAAUAAACAGGGUUCUGUUGCCAUGCCGACAUGCAUGUGUAUGCGAUGGCUGCAUGCACCGCUUUCAGCACUGUCCGAUCUGCCGAGCUUAUGUACUUGAAUCUUUUGCUCUGUCUAACAGAGCAUCUCACAAUGAAGAAGAGGACUUAAUGGAGGAUUAAAUCUGUCUGAACCAAGUAUUAUGAGCAAUUCCUUGCUGGACUAAACACAAAAGAGACAGUGCAUCUAUUAGGUUGAGACGCAAGCCGCUUCCCUUCAACUAUUUAUGGACAUUUGUUAUUGUUGUAUUAAGAAGUAAUUUUAGGUUUUUGAAAUUGAGUGAGCUUGUGAAAUGUGUUUAAGAUUUUAUAUGUUUAUUGAAUAGAAUAAUAAUUUUUUCAAUAUACUGGUAAAACUAACAAAUACAAGUUUCAAAAUGGGUUCAUUGUGGAAUUCUCACAUAAGGUCUAAAAGAAGGGAUAUCGCCAUCAGGGCCGGUACUAGGAUUGCUUGUUUCUUUGACAGAUGGGGGUAGGGGGCCCCCCUCGAUCGUUUAGCCAUCUAUCUAGAACUGAGAGGGCACAAGGAAAAUCCAGCUUGGACUCCAGCUUUUUUUGAAUCUGCCACCUUCCUCACAGCCUUCACGAAAUCCUCCGGAGUCACAUACUCAUGAUCGGCACGGAUGGCAAACAUACCUGUCAGAUCAAAUGGAAAAGAUGGUCAUACACUGGCUAAACUCCUUAGUAGGGGUUGAAAGAUAUAUCGGUUUUAACCGUUAAUCGGUGCCGAUAGUUUCUUUUUUUUUUAUUCCUUACAUUUCCCUUGUGGCUAAAACCCUUCAUCUGAUGACUAUAUAAGUUAAAUGUUAUGAAUAUUGACAUAUAGAGGUUUUUAAUAGAGUCAAGACUCCAUCACCAUCAUGGUUUAUGGACCGAAUCGCAUAUAUUAAUACAAAAUGUUUUUUUUUUUAGAAAAAGACACAUAUGAAGCAUAGACAUUAUUGAAUGUUUAUUUAUUGUUAAGUUCAGGUUGAUUUUGGCUGACUAUAGCUAUUUUCCAUUCAUGUAGCAAAUUGAAUUGACUUAAUAUCACAAAAACUGUGUGUGAAUAAAGAAGAAAAUCCAGACAAUUUGUAGCAACAGUGACUCGUUUAUUAAUGAAAUAC